CCCGUUCAUUGCCUCUUUGCUUCCAUAGCACGUGCUCAUAACUCUUUGGCUGUUGCCUCCUGGGACCUUUGUUUGCAACGUCUUCGUUCUGGGACAAUUGAUCUUCUCUCCCAUCGCAUCUUUGUCUCUUCCCCUCCACAGUCAAAAUGGUUACCGAAUUACCAUAUGCCCUCGACGCCGAGACGCCGUUGAACCCCUCGGAACUCGGCGUCCUACGAGCCCAAUAUGAACGAGAAGGAGAAAUGGUUGGUGUCCAAACCAAGUUCAACUACGCCUGGGGCCUCGUCAAGUCCAACGUCCGCACCGACCAGCAACUCGGCGUCCGUCUCCUUUCGGACAUCUUCCGCAUCUCUCCCGAGCGUCGCCGCGAGUGCCUCUACUACCUCGCCCUCGGCAACUACAAGCUCGGCAACUACGGCGAAGCCCGCCGCUACAACGACCUCCUCCUCGACAAGGAGCCCGCCAACCUCCAGGCCACCAACCUGCGCCAGCUCAUCGACGACAAGGUUGCCCGCGAGGGUCUCAUGGGUGUCGCCAUCCUCAGUGGUGUUGGAGUCGCCGCUGGUGUCGUGGGGGCUUUCCUGCUGAGGAAUGCCAGAAAGAGGUAGAGUUUUGUCAAAGGAGAGUUUGACGAAACAUGACGGAGAAGAAGGAAUGGGGGCAUAAUGCGCGUGGGCUUGCCAUGACUACACUACACUAUACUACUCACUCUUGACGAUUUUUAACCAUGGGGAGCGCGGCAUGACGAGGAACGGGCGGAGUCUUGACCUUGCUGGUUAAUGUACUACUACUAUAUGAAACAAGCGUCUCUUAACAUCCAUCACAUACUCU
This is a messenger RNA of Fusarium vanettenii 77-13-4, 831 nucleotides long. RefSeq lists its product as uncharacterized. Gene Ontology annotation, molecular function: protein binding. The record is from RefSeq and is a predicted model, not a curated record. Bases 147 to 608 code for a protein of 153 amino acids. The transcript has 4 exons. Gene Ontology annotation, cellular component: mitochondrial outer membrane; peroxisomal membrane. Gene Ontology annotation, biological process: autophagy of mitochondrion; mitochondrial fission; peroxisome fission. NCBI's taxonomy places the organism in Eukaryota, Fungi, Ascomycota, Sordariomycetes, Hypocreales, Nectriaceae.